CUAUGGCUCCACUAUCGUUCAUACUCAGACCAUGGCAAAUCUGGACCUUGCAGACGACCAGGACUCGGCAUCAAAAAGCCGCACUUCGAGCUGGGCGAGUUCACUCCGGCUCGACAACUGAGUCCUUCUCGUCUUGUUUCACCCAUCCAUUAUCUUACCGGCCGAUUCCUACGCCGCGAACGCUUCCCCCAUCGUCAUCAGAUAUACUCAGAAUCAGGAAAAAUGAAGAAUUUCAAGGGUGUGGCUUUUUUGGUCAUGGUCUUCGCCCACCGCGUUGUGACCGAUAUCCGCCUUGCCAACAUCCCCCCUGGCACUCCCGGCCUCAACGACACCUGCAUCGGCGUUCUCAAUCAAGACAUCAACUGCAACGAGUCUUUGACCUGGGCGACUGAGAUCAACUACUAUUACGACAGUGACACGAUUAACUCGCUGUGCACGCCCACCUGCAGGGCUGCUCUCGGCGUCUAUCUCGAUGAGGUGAAGUCCGCCUGCGAGACGAGUCGUUACACCGACGACAAGAAUGGGCUCAGCUAUCACGCCGGCUACGACGCCGAACUGGCCUGGGAGAGAUUCAACGUCUUGUGCGCGACGAACGCUGCAGGUGAGAAUUGUAACCUGGUCAUCGGAAAGCUUGCCGGCAUCAACCCGGAGAACCAGCAACGCACCGGCUCGUCGGACCCCAGCGUGAUGUGCAAUGAGUGCGCCCUCUCUGUCAUAAAGACACAGGUUGAGGCUCCCCUGGCCUCAAACGCCGACCUGGCGAGUGGCCUCAGCAUGAUCGCCUCGUCCUGUAAGACAACCGUCAACGUCACACCUCCCCCGUCUGCAAGCCCUGCCUGGGUGAGUGUCAUGGACACGCCCGUCACGGCUUCGACGGGAGCUCAGGCGGCGUCGCCUUCAUGCGCCGGGACAAAGUACACCAUUAAGGCCGGAGACACGUGCCAGUCCGUUGCGGAGCAGCAGAGCAUCGACACAGUUCAGCUGCUGGCCGCGAACAACCUUGUCGCGAAUUGCUUCAACUUCCCCACGGCCGCCGGGAGCACGCUCUGCAUCCCGACCGCGGCCGUCUGCAAGCCAUACGUGGUCAAGGCAGACGACACCUGCACCACAAUUGCGAACUCGGCAAAGGCCACCUGGGCCCAGAUUGUGUCCUGGAACCCGGAGCUCGGCCGGUCUUGUCAAAACGUCGCACGAUAUGUCGGCUUUGUUGUGUGCGCCUCCAACCCAGGCGGCAGCUGGGUCGAUCCAAACCCCCAGCCCACGGCCACGACCGGAUCGGGCAUAACCGCAACGUCUGACAUUGACACUGUCUUCACCCUACCCAUGACUCCAAUUCCUAUGAAUAAUGGGUUCACCACUGUGGGCGCGAUCCCGAUUUGGGCCGACGAGGAACUUUGA
This is a messenger RNA of Colletotrichum paranaense, 1398 nucleotides long. Its product is annotated as LysM domain-containing protein. The record is from RefSeq and is a predicted model, not a curated record. The annotation marks the transcript as partial. Lineage: Eukaryota; Fungi; Ascomycota; Sordariomycetes; Glomerellales; Glomerellaceae. The transcript has 3 exons.